GUUUCUAUUUCCCCGGCAGCCGGUCGCCGUGCCCCGCCCGGUCCCCGUCUCCGUCCCCGUCGCCUCCCGGUCGCUGCCGCGGUGCCCAUGUCGCGGGCGGGGGGCGAUGGCACCGCGGCGCUGGAGCGGGCCGGGGCGGAGACGGUGAAGCGGGCGGUGGAGCUGGACCUGGCAUCUCGUUUCCAGGAGUCGCUGGUGUGCUACCAGGAGGGCAUCGACCUGCUGCUGCAGGUGGUCAAAGGCACAAAGGAUGAGGCAAAAAAGCAGCGUUACCGGCAGAAAAUAUCCGAGUACAUGACCAGGGCUGAAGACAUUAAAAAGCACAUUGAGAAAGAGAAACAAGAUGGCAAAUACCAUAAGCAAAUCAGGAUAGAGGAAAAUGCGACAGGUUACAGCUAUGAAAAGCUUUUCCAAGAGUAUCUGACUGAGAUUGUUUCUGAAGUUUGGGUGGAGGACCCGUACAUUAGGCACGUUCAUCAGCUGUAUAACUUCCUACGGUUCUGUGAGAUGCUGGUUAAGGGGCCAUGCAAAGUGAAAACUAUUCACCUCCUCACUUCCUAUGAUGAAGGCAGUGGGAGGAAUCAACAGACAAGUGGCUUGGAAGAAAUAAAACAAUCAUUGAGGAAUUAUGGAGUAACGCUGAAUGUUGCAUUUUCAUCUUCAAUACAUGAUCGAGAAAUUAGAUUCAACAAUGGAUGGAUGAUUAAGAUCGGAAGGGGUCUUGAUUAUUUUAAGAAACCAGAGGGUCGUUUCAGCAUUGGAUACUGUGACUUUGACUUGCGACCUUGUCAUGAAACUACAGUGGACGUCUUUCAUACAAAACAUACAAAGAAAAUGUGAUCACUGCUUCUAGUGAGUGUUUUUAUAAGCAUAAAAAUGUAAUCAUGACUGGAAGAUACCGCUUGGGUCCAGCUGUCCACUACCAGAAGCAAAUCCAUAAUAGGUAUUUUGUCCAGCACUCCUUUUACAAUCUAUAGGUUUAAGAAUAUUUGUGCCUUUCCACUCUGAGAAAACAAAAUGAUGCAGUUCACCCACUGUGCUUAUUUAUGCUAUAAUCCUAAGGAAUACAAUCAAUGUCUAAAUUUGAGCUUAUGGAGAAGGGGUUUUAUACUAUACCUCAGUACGGUCUCUCAAAGGCCUCUUUACUGUCAUUUCCAUUUUUACUAUUAAUUUUCUUUGUCUUGAGCAAAUUUCUGGGUUUGUGUCUUUAAUUGACCACCUCACAAACUUCCGUGGCUGAGGCACCGCUUCAACCCAUAUGUUCUCUUUGAUAAACAGCCCAUGUAUUUCAUCUGAUUCUUGUAUUCUAGUCAAGACGACUGUUCUGCUGUGUUUUAAUCAAUCCCUUAAUAAUUGACUUCACGGACUACAAGUAACCCCAAACGUAGCAUUCCGUUCUCUAAGCUCCUUGCGUGCAAACAUUGUAGUGUUCAGUAUGUAGACAUUUUAGAGUCUUCUUGUACAUUUCUCUGAAUAAUGGAUUUGGGGCUGGAAAGGAUGCAAGCAACGUUCUAGCUGUAUUCUUUUCACUAUUAUUCAUAUAUGUUCUUUUAUUCCCUGGUGCAUUUCCAUCCUUUGCAUUAGGCAUGGAAAAGCAUAUGAUCCUCUCCCAGUCUUCCUCUCAUUUUAAUGUCUGUCCUCUUAUUGCAAUCUGAACUGCAAUGACCUAUUGCCCUGCUACUUAGUCCCCUAAAAAAAGUAAUAACUAAUUUUUAAAUUAUCCUAGAAGUUGGAUACCCAAAACUUUGCUGUUAAUAUUGAUCCUAAGGAAUAUGCUAAUUGAAAAAAAAAUGACGAAAAACUUUUCUGUCUUCCCUUCAUCCUCUGGAAACCGGAAAUUAUCACCUGAGCUGCUGCUGCUUUUUCUCCUAAAACAAGAUUUUUUAACGAUUGCCAGAAAAAUUGCCUAUUCUGACAUGCAGAACAGGCAGUGGCCUCUUUUGCAGGUCCCAUAAAGAAUUUUCAACCUCAGGACUGACAGGUGCCUUACACUUUCUAUGCCUUGUAAUACAAUAUGUUUCUCUAUUCUAGUUUUAAGCCCCUGGGCUGUGGUCUUGUACCAGGACCACAAGAGGCAGCUCUGGUCUUCCUUCUCUUGCACAUUGCUAGAACAUUUUCUUUCCUAUGUUUCUUUUUCCUGAUGGCUCAUGUAUUCCACUAUCCUUUUUUUUUUUCUUUUUUUUUUUUUUUGCUUUAUUCCUCUUUCACCUUCUGUCAUUGAUUGCUGUUAUUCUUUUAGUCUUACCUGUGAUGAGAUGUAUCUAUUCCACAGCUGUCAACAGCUGCUCUUUGCCUUGUUUUCUGGGUGACAAGUUGCUUUCUUCAUCUUUUUGCAUAAUAAUGUCUCAGCUUUUCAGUGUUAAAUCAGAAAAAGAGUAACGUGCCACAGAAGCUAUACGCUAUCUCCCUAAACAUUCUGUAGAAGCUCUCCGUUGUGCUGCUGUGAAAAUGUGUCUAGUCACUGUCAUCAAUUUUACUCAGUUGUGUGUAAUAUGUGCCGAUUUUUAAUGUGAAUAAAGGUUAUUUUUUAUGAUUUGUAAUUUUAGUCAUCUGUCUAAAUUCUUUUCUGUACUACAUAGGGCAACUCCAAGAAGCCAGGUAAUGCCUCAGAGAUCAGCCAUUUAUGGAAGAAAGUUCACUGUGAAUACAUUAAGCAACCUGAAUGUGAAGUUUUGUCUGUUUUGACCUAGUCCAGUAAUUUCAAGCAUACAGGGGCUAAAUGAAAAGCCACUAUCGAUAUUUGAGAUCAACUUUAAAUUUUAGUACUUAAUUGGAAAUUUAGAUCUUUUCAACUCAGGACUUUUGCUUUCUGCAUCUUGAAAUACAACGUCCUUCUCUGUUCCACUAGCAAGCCCCAAUGAUUUGGUCUGGUACCGAUACCACAAGAGGCAACCCUGGUUUUCCCUCUCUUCAUUGUUAGAUUUUUUUCUGUUUUCUAAUUGUGAAAUCAGAAGCUAAGGCUAUUGAUUUCCUUCCACUUCUUGUGGAUAUGAAGUAUCUACAUACGUACAACUAAGCCUUCAGUGACACACUAGUUGGCACUGUGCUGCAAUUUUUACUUGCAAGUUCUUUAUCCCUGUGUAGUUCCUUUCAUUGUCAGUAAGAACAAUGCAGGAAGAGGAAUGGGCAUCAGAAAAUGGAAAAUAAAAAUCAGUUGCCCUCUUCAGCAUUUAUGUUAUCAGAGCAAUUUAAGAGCACAAGUUUUGCAAUCGUUUUACUGAUUUCAGGCCAUGUUCUUCUGUGAUACCACGUGUAUAGUCAGGUCAUCACCUGGAUUGAGGAGUCAGGGCUGUGCCUCCCGGUACCAGCUUAAAGAGGGUGAAGGUAAUGGUAAUUGUGGUAAAAUAAAAAGGAGAAAAGCAAUUGUAUUUCUGGUAAAAUCUAGGGGUAUCCCCCAAAAGGGACUCCAGUAUAUUUUUGGACUAGAUGAUCUUGGAAGUCUUUUCCAACCUUAAUGAUUCUAUGAUUUCUCUCCUAAAUCAUGGAUAUUCAGG
This is a messenger RNA of Cygnus atratus (black swan), 3494 nucleotides long. RefSeq names its product microtubule interacting and trafficking domain containing 1 (gene MITD1). Bases 88 to 840 code for a protein of 250 amino acids. The transcript is spliced from 7 exons. Lineage: Eukaryota; Metazoa; Chordata; Aves; Anseriformes; Anatidae. Gene Ontology annotation, biological process: midbody abscission. Gene Ontology annotation, cellular component: midbody. The record is from RefSeq and is a predicted model, not a curated record.